Molecule: messenger RNA, 2032 nt
Organism: Rhineura floridana
Lineage: Eukaryota; Metazoa; Chordata; Lepidosauria; Squamata; Rhineuridae
Gene: RRM2
Product: ribonucleotide reductase regulatory subunit M2
Exons: 10
Coding region: 194-1387 (397 amino acids)
Biological process (GO): deoxyribonucleotide biosynthetic process
Cellular component (GO): cytosol
Molecular function (GO): ribonucleoside-diphosphate reductase activity, thioredoxin disulfide as acceptor
Source: RefSeq, a predicted model, not a curated record
AUCAACGGCAAGUUGCAGAGGAGGAUUCGCUCCGUGAUUGGGCGGUCGGGUGUUCUGGCGCCAAGUUCGAAACGCAUAUAAAGUGGCAACUUGAGCCAGCAGCUUCUUUUACUGCCAUCGAGCUUUCAAGGGGAGUCUCUGGUUCCCGGUGCUGCGUCGUUGACCAUUCGUUCAUCCUCUACCACCGUCGGCAAUGCUCUGCGCUCGCAACCCGCUCUCCGCUCGCAACGAGCAGCAGACCCUGAAGUCCCGAUUGUCGCCGCUGAAGGAUUUGGCCUUGAGCGACAAGGAGAACACGCCUCCGUCGCUCAGCGCUACCCGGGUCCUGGCCUCCAAGACGGCGCGGAAGAUAUUUCAAGAGCCCGGUACUGAGGCGGAUGUAUCUAAAGGAGUGAAGCAGCUGCCUUCAAGUAAUGUACAAGAUGAACCUCUACUUCGGGAGAAUCCCCACCGCUUUGUCAUCUUUCCCAUUCAGUACCAUGACAUCUGGCAAAUGUACAAGAAAGCAGAGGCAUCAUUUUGGACAGCUGAAGAAGUGGAUCUCUCCAAAGAUCUUCAGCACUGGGAAUCCUUGAAGCCUGAAGAGAAGUAUUUCAUUUCGCACAUCUUGGCAUUCUUUGCUGCAAGUGAUGGCAUUGUCAAUGAAAAUUUGGUGGAGAGAUUCAGCCAAGAAGUUCAGGUCACGGAAGCUCGCUGUUUCUAUGGCUUCCAGAUUGCCAUGGAAAACAUCCAUUCAGAAAUGUAUAGUUUGCUUAUUGAUACUUAUGUCAAAGACCCCAAGGAGAGGGAAUUUCUGUUCAACGCCAUUGAAACACUGCCUUGCGUUAAAGAGAAAGCUGAUUGGGCCAUGCGUUGGAUUGGGGACAAACAAGCCGCUUAUGGAGAACGAGUUGUAGCCUUUGCUGCAGUGGAAGGAAUCUUCUUUUCUGGGUCUUUUGCAUCUAUAUUUUGGCUGAAGAAACGAGGGUUAAUGCCAGGACUCACUUUCUCCAAUGAAUUGAUUAGCAGAGAUGAGGGCUUGCACUGUGAUUUUGCUUGUCUAAUGUUCAAACACUUGGUACACAAACCAUCUGAGGAAAGAGUGAGAGAGAUCAUCACUAAUGCUGUCAGGAUAGAACAGGAAUUCUUGACGGAAGCAUUGCCUGUAAAGCUAAUUGGCAUGAAUUGCACUUUAAUGAAGCAGUAUAUUGAAUUUGUAGCAGACAGACUGAUACUGGAACUAGGUUUUAACAAGAUAUUCCAAGUUGAGAAUCCAUUUGACUUCAUGGAGAAUAUCUCACUGGAGGGUAAAACUAACUUCUUUGAAAAGCGUGUAGGAGAAUAUCAGAGGAUGGGAGUGAUGUCAAAACCCACAGAGAACUCUUUCACUCUGGAUGCAGACUUCUGAACAAACCAGGACUGUUUUUGGCUUGGUGGAAUAGCUAGCAGUUUGUGCUGUUACCUUCACAGUUCCUGCUCUUAUAAUGUGUGGUGGUACUUUAGGAAAGUUUACAUAGCAACACAUUUCUAUGUUUCCAAGGCUGGUAAAUGUAUUUUGUAUAAUGCAUGAGCUACUUGGUUUUCAGAAAUAUCAAUGCUUGUUCCGUUAUCUGGUAAUAGCUCACCAGUAGUUUGUCCAUAGCAAAGCAAGUAAUAUGGGACACUAUUAAAAACUGCAGUUUCAUGGCCUGUUGUAUGGGCUGUAGACAAACUGAAGAAGCUAUAUAACCACAUUGCCUCUUAGCAGGCCUUAAGUCUUUAUUUACUAUUUUAAUAGUUUGUACAUAAACCUGGCACUUUAAUAAUAAAGGUCUGGCCUACAAUUCCUUGGAAAGGCUGGUAACUUGUGAGUUUGGAAUAAGCUCUUUUUAGACAGCAUUUCAUCUUAAUUUCUCUAUGCUUUUAUUUUACUUGUAUGUAAAUUAAAUUGCUGAGAUGCUGAAAUGAAAUCUCUUUUGGAUGUGUAUGACUUCUGAUAAAGUGUGAGUAGACUUUGUAUAGAUGUAGAAACUUGAAUAAAACUCCAGUUUUCAAACUGCUGGAUCAAAAUAUG